This is a messenger RNA of Frankliniella occidentalis (western flower thrips), 883 nucleotides long. RefSeq names its product NF-kappa-B inhibitor-interacting Ras-like protein. Gene Ontology annotation, biological process: canonical NF-kappaB signal transduction. Gene Ontology annotation, molecular function: GTP binding; GTPase activity. Lineage: Eukaryota; Metazoa; Arthropoda; Insecta; Thysanoptera; Thripidae. The transcript has 4 exons. Bases 200 to 883 code for a protein of 227 amino acids. The record is from RefSeq and is a predicted model, not a curated record.
CGACCCUCGCAGGGGGCGUCUCGUAGAUACCCCACCACUCGAUGCCAAAGUAACUUUUGGAGGCGGAGUAUUGCCGGCGUUGUUGUUGUUCCGACCUGUCAAAGCUCCUUGUUUGGAAAUGAUUUGAAGAGGACUAACACUUCUAAUGGGGAUAUACUCUGAGGGAAUUCAAAUUUUUACUGGAACUUAAAUCACUACAAUGGGGAAGACCCUUCGCGUUGUUGUAAGUGGUAUGGCUGGAGUAGGAAAAACAGCCAUACUGGAACAAUUGAUCCAUGGAAACAUUACACCUUCAACAGAGUUGUAUCCAACUAUUGAGGACAUAUAUGUGGCUAGUGUGGAAACAGAUCGAGGGACACGGGAAAAAAUGCGACUUUAUGACACAGCUGGUUUACCACCACUGUCUGGCCCUAAUGCUGCAGUAAAUUCUGUUCAGCAGCAACAACAGCAACAGCUUGCUAAACAGUUACUAGGCCUGACAGAGGGCUAUGUUCUGGUUUAUGAUCCAGCUCGACCUGAAUCGUUUGAAUGCUUGCUUCCACUUAAACGAGACAUCGACAAAAAUAGGGACAAAAAGGAGGUUGCCAUAGUUAUUUUGGCAAAUCGCAUCAAGUCAAGCAAUACGAACUACUCGACAUCUCCUGGAGGUGGAGUGACAGCUCCUGCAAAUAUGACUGUUACUUCAUCCCUAAAUAAAGCCAAUAAUUGGGCAGUAAGAGAGCAUAUGAAGCAUUAUGAAGUCAACGCAAUGGAAAGAGCAUCACUUCUAGAGCCCUUUGUGUACUUGGCCACUAAACUAAGCCCGCCUCCAAAUAAAAGCUCCUUUCCUCAGCUUAGUAUGGUUAGAAAGUCAAUAUCAAGUCGCCCAGAUACUGCCUCUUAA